AUGGCGCUUUCUGUCUCCAAUGCCGCUCCGUCUGGCACCCCGGACGCUGCUUCACGCGAAACGCCGUCCAUGGGAUCUCCACCGGCGGAUGCUUUGGCGCACAAUGUGGACAGUGCGGAAACGCAUACCAUUCACCCCCCUGAGAAAGACCCACACACGGAAGCGGCAGUGGCGACGCACGUCGCCGUCCCGGUGGCGGAGCCCGAGGCCCGGCGCGGCGGGGCACGAGAUCCCCCGGAGGAGAAGCCGCUUGGAGAGCGUUCUGCCUCUGAAGAUGGAAAGGCGGACUGUUUUUCCACUGGGGUUGUGCAGGACCGUACGACGUGGCAGGCGGACUCGCCUCCCAUCCACCUGUAUAGCGGGAUUGACUGUUCUCUGCUGGCUUCGUACUCCUGCUACAAUCACCUCGACGAAGUUGCUCACGCCUAUUCUCUCCUUUUUCAUCCGACAAAACCGCGGCUUUUCGCCGGAGGAAUCAGCGGCGUGCGCAUCUUCGACCUCGAGAGACCGGGGCGGCAAGUGAAGGACAUACUGUUUGCAACCCGACGGGCGAAGCAAGGUCAAAAGGGAAUCAUUUCCUGCAUGGAUUUCAAGCAAGUGGGACCAGGCGCGAACCAGUUGUUUGCAUGUGGUUCCUACAGUCCUUCUGUCUGUGUGUACACUGAAGAAGGCGGCGGUCGAAGAAGCGGCGUCCCGUACACGACUCCGACUCACUGUCUCCUUGACAAGGCUACCUCUUGGGGAGGCGUCACUCAGGUCAAAUUCGUCGGGGAGCAUCUGCUUGUCGCCGGCCACCGCCAAGACGGCACGAUGCGGUGCUGGGACCUCCGAAGGCCGAGCUCGCCGCUGUCUCGGCUGGCGAGAGAAACAACGCAGAGCAGCCAGAAGUUCGCUUUCGACACGUGUUCUUUCACAGACGAAGACGAAGGAGAAAUCACCGCCCUUGUCACAGACGGUUCCACGAUUUCACUGCGUCGACCUCCAGCAGUCCUUCGCUCUCGUCAGCCCCUUCAGAUGUGUCGGACGAUGAAACCAAAGAACUUCGUUGUGAAGACGCACCACUAA
Molecule: messenger RNA, 1065 nt
Organism: Neospora caninum
Lineage: Eukaryota; Apicomplexa; Conoidasida; Eucoccidiorida; Sarcocystidae
Exons: 5
Coding region: 1-1065 (354 amino acids)
Molecular function (GO): protein binding
Source: RefSeq, a predicted model, not a curated record